AUGGACCACUCAAUCAUCCGCAUCACAAAGGAGCUGGCAGACAUGCAACGGUCUUCUGAUCUCUCCAUUGCCGUUGCCUGUCGCGAUGUCGAUGUGCGUAAUGUAAAGGCGCUCAUCAUCGGUCCUCACGAAACCCCAUACGAAUUCGGCUUUUUCGAAUUUGCCAUCAAAAUUCCCAAGUCCUACCCAUCAACCGCGCCAUCAGUGCAGUGCCUUACGACGAAUGGUGGGCGCUGUCGCUUCAACCCGAACAUAUAUUCCAAUGGAAAGGUUUGCCUAUCCAUCUUAGGGACCUGGAGAGGUGAACGAGGCGAACAAUGGUCAUCUGCCCAGGGUAUGGAAUCUGUUCUGUUAUCGAUCCAGAGCCUCAUGUCUGCAAAUCCGUACGAAAAUGAGCCUGGAUACGAUAAAGCCAACGAUGCAGAGGAUAAACAGAGGCAAAAAGCUUAUGUUCAGAAGAUUCGCCAUGAAACCUUAAGGAUCUCCGUCAUUCAACGCUUGGAGGAGUAUCUGAACUUGAAGUCAGAUGGAACUGGAAACCUGCCACCAAAGCUCAGCGAUGACUCGGAUGUCGAUGAGGCGACAGUAGCGUUCGAGCCGUUCAAGGAUCUCUUCAAGCGACGCUUUCUCUGGUAUUUCGAGUCUUAUAUGGCGGCUGUUCGGCUCGGUAAAUCGGAGACCAAGGAUGGUACGCGCUUCCAGUCGAUGCCAUUCGAACACAAGGGGAGCAACUGCAUGGAGGGCAGCUUCAACUACACACAGCUCGAACGCCGCCUUUUGAAUGUCAAGGCGGCUCUUGACCAGGAGCUUACUUGCUGGGCCGCAGAUGGCCUAGCUGCAAAACUCAGUGACUCAACUGUAGCUGUGAACCUGGGACAUCAAUUCGACCGAAUGGUUGCCCAUCUCAAACGAGGAGACGUGCCCCAUAGUGUGGCCCUGGAAAACGACAACCCUUUUAUCUGGAUUUUAACAUACUUUGGACGUCCUAUGACGAAGUUCGACGGUGGCAUCGUUCGAAUCAAGCUGCACUUCAGCCCUCAAUUCCCCAAUGAGCAGCCACGCGUCAUCUUCCAAUCCAAGAUCUUUCACCAUCAAAUUGCACCGGAUGGCACAUACUGCUAUAACCCACCUACCAGCGCAGUGGCCGAUGUACGCACUCAUAUUGAGGCCAUUGUGGCGGCUCUCGAAGAUGAUGAGCCGGCGUACGACCCGCGAAAAACCGUCCAUCCUGAGGCGACCAAGCUAUAUUGGAGCCAAGUACCCGACGAGAAGAAGCAGUAUAACCGAAGACUGCGUCGAUCUGUACAAGAUAGCAUGGAGGACUUUCCUGAAUAG
Messenger RNA from Cordyceps fumosorosea ARSEF 2679, 1335 nucleotides. Its product is annotated as ubiquitin-conjugating enzyme E2Z. The record is from RefSeq and is a predicted model, not a curated record. The transcript has 9 exons. The coding region runs from base 1 to 1335 and encodes 444 amino acids. Lineage: Eukaryota; Fungi; Ascomycota; Sordariomycetes; Hypocreales; Cordycipitaceae.